AUGGGGAAAGGUCGUGCACUAAGCGACGGAGUGAUUAAGAAGAUCAUCCUCUCUUACACCUAUGUCGCAAUCUGGAUCUUCCUAAGCUUCACCGUAAUCGUGUACAACAAAUACAUCCUCGACAAGAAGUUGUACAAUUGGCCUUACCCAAUCACUCUCACCAUGAUUCACAUGGCUUUUUGCUCUUCCUUAGCCAUAAUCCUCAUCAAAGUCUUCAAAAUCGUCGAGCCUGUUUCAAUGUCUCGCGAGACUUAUCUCAGAUCCGUCGUUCCAAUCGGCGCCUUGUACUCACUCUCCCUCUGGCUAUCGAACUCUGCUUACAUCUACCUCUCCGUCUCCUUCAUUCAGAUGCUUAAAGCCCUAAUGCCAGUCGCUGUUUACUCAAUCGGAGUUUUGUUGAAGAAGGAGACUUUCAAAUCUCAGACUAUGACCAAUAUGCUCUCAAUCUCCUUCGGUGUCGCUAUUGCUGCUUAUGGUGAAGCUAAGUUUGAUGUCUGGGGUGUUGUUCUUCAGCUUGGUGCUGUUGCUUUCGAGGCUACAAGGUUGGUUCUUAUUCAGAUCUUGCUUACUUCCAAAGGAAUCAAUCUUAAUCCAAUCACUUCUCUCUAUUACGUUGCUCCUUGCUGUUUCGUUUUCCUCUCUGUGCCUUGGAUCUUCGUUGAGUUUCCGAUCCUUAGGGAUACUUCGAGUUUCCACUUUGAUUUCUUGAUAUUUGGAACCAAUUCGGUUUGUGCGUUUGCUCUGAAUCUUGCUGUGUUCCUUCUCGUUGGAAAAACCUCUGCUUUGACCAUGAAUGUUGCUGGUGUCGUCAAGGACUGGCUCUUGAUCGCGUUCUCUUGGUCUGUGAUCAAGGACACGGUCACGCCGUUGAAUCUAUUCGGCUACGGGCUUGCGUUUUUGGGUGUUGGGUAUUACAAUCACUGCAAGUUGCAGGCAAUGAAGGCCAAAGACGCACAGAAGAAGGUUCAAGAAAGUGACGAGGAAGCUGGUAAGCUUUUGGAAGAAAGGGAAAGUGAAGUUGCUGGAAAACGAAACGAAACACAAGAUUGA
This is a messenger RNA of Arabis nemorensis, 1050 nucleotides long. The record is from the annotation of a GenBank genome assembly. NCBI's taxonomy places the organism in Eukaryota, Viridiplantae, Streptophyta, Magnoliopsida, Brassicales, Brassicaceae.